AUGGUUGAGCACCUAGCGCAGCAGUUAAGUGAAGAGUACAACAAAUAUCGAGAUGAGGCUGAUGCUCGUCGAAUUCUUAUUUCAGACAUAAAUGAAUUGCGAGAGCAGUUUGAUGAUAUGAGUAUAGCAAAGAAGCAUGCUUUGCAAAGCUCUAGAGAAGGAGAUGAUCCGAUUAUUCUGCGUUUAGCUCUUCAGUACUCUAUGGCGAAACCUGUAACUCAUGCUUAA
Messenger RNA from Protopolystoma xenopodis, 228 nucleotides. Lineage: Eukaryota; Metazoa; Platyhelminthes; Monogenea; Polystomatidea; Polystomatidae. The record is from the annotation of a GenBank genome assembly.